AUGUUCAAGUUUGUGAUUAUUGCUGUACUAUUGGGAGUCAGUUUGGCUUUCCCUCAGCAUCAUGAAGAAGAACCUUAUGUUACCCGUGAAGCUAAUCAAGUCAAUCCCGAUGGUACUUAUGGACACGAAUAUGAACUUAGCAAUGGUGUAGCUGUACAGGAAUCUGGCGUUGGAGGACAAUAUGCUACUGGAGGUUUCCGUCAUAUUUCACCAGAAGGCGAAGAAAUUCAAUUAGCUUAUACAGCUGAUGAGAAUGGAUUCCAUCCACAAGGUUCGCAUUUGCCAACACCACCACCAAUUCCAGAGGAAAUCCUUAAAGCUAUUGAAUACAUUCAAGCUCAUCCAACACCCGAAGAACAAGCCGAUAGGGAGUAUAGACUACAACAUAAUCAAUAA
Episyrphus balteatus (marmalade hoverfly) is the source of this 396-nucleotide messenger RNA. Its product is annotated as larval cuticle protein 4-like. NCBI's taxonomy places the organism in Eukaryota, Metazoa, Arthropoda, Insecta, Diptera, Syrphidae. Gene Ontology annotation, molecular function: structural constituent of chitin-based larval cuticle. The record is from RefSeq and is a predicted model, not a curated record. The transcript is spliced from 2 exons. The coding region runs from base 1 to 396 and encodes 131 amino acids. Gene Ontology annotation, cellular component: chitin-based extracellular matrix.